AGGGGUGUGUUGUGCAGUGCUAGCCCCAGUUUUUUAGCUUUGGAGGGUAGUAAUGUUUUAUUUUUUGGGGUUUGAGUGGUGGACUUUACAAGGGGAAAUCCUUACCUUCUCAUCCACAUCUUUCUCUCUCCUCUUUCCUCUUUCUCUCUCUCUCUCUCUCUCUUCCUCUAUCUCUGUCUGUGGUUGCUGUUUUGUUUAUCUUUAUAAGCAUCAUCCAAGAGAUCACUAUGAUAUGCUCCAUUAAUUAAGCUACAGUACUACUAAUACUCAGCAAAGAAUCAAUCAAAGACGAUGAUGAAAGGUUUGGGUUUAGAUGAAAGCAUGUCCAAUUUAACCUCAACUAUAUCUGGUGAAACAAGCAUAUCAUCAAAUGCUCGGAAUGAUCAAUCUUCCUCUACCACCACCACCAACACCAACGGCAACACCAACACCAACAUCAUGCUAUACCCACAAGCAUCAUCCACUUCCUUUGCUUCUCCACAUCAACUUCAACCUCCUCAGCCACCGCCCGCCAAGAAGAAAAGAGGCCUCCCAGGGAACCCAGACCCGGAUUCAGAGGUGAUAGCUCUAUCACCCAAGAGUUUACUAGCAACCAACAGAUUUAUAUGUGAGAUCUGCAACAAAGGGUUUCAAAGAGAUCAAAAUCUUCAACUUCAUCGAAGAGGUCAUAACCUACCUUGGAAGCUAAAGCAAAGGCCUAAGGAUCAGAUUAUUAAGAGAAAGGUGUAUGUGUGUCCCGAACCUAGUUGUGUGCAUCAUGACCCUUCUAGAGCACUUGGAGACUUAACUGGGAUUAAGAAGCAUUUCUGUAGGAAGCAUGGAGAAAAGAAGUGGAAAUGCGAGAAAUGCUCAAAGAAAUAUGCAGUUCAAUCAGAUUGGAAGGCUCACUCCAAGAUUUGUGGUACUAGAGAGUAUCGUUGUGAUUGUGGAACUCUUUUCUCUAGGAGGGACAGUUUCAUAACUCACAGAGCUUUCUGUGAUGCUUUAGCAGAAGAGAGUGCAAGAGCCAUUAAUCCACUUAGUACACUUCCAUCAGUAUCUCACCAAAGUGGUGCAGGAGGAAUUGCAGGUUUAACCACUUCUUCAGCAUUAUCCCACCUUAAUCUUCCACCCCAUUUAACCUCUCAUCAUCAACUUCUUCAAUCCCUCCCUCUUAAGAGAGAACCAGACCAUCAUCACCAACACCAACACCCAAGUUUUAGUGUCAGGUCUGAUAUCCCACCAUGGCUAGCAUGUCCUCCACCAGCACAACAGCAGACUAUGGUGGAUGGCGGAACUAGCCAGCUUGAUCACCAGCAACAGUCUCACCAUAUGUAUACAUUCCAGCACCAGCACCACCACCAGCAGCCGCAAUACGAACAGCAAAGUUCGAAUAAUAAUGCUCUAGGGCCUACAUUGUCUUCUUUUCAAUCCCCGGCUCAUCCCCAGAUGUCCGCCACCGCGCUUUUACAGAAGGCAGCGGAGAUGGGGGUGACUGUUAGUAAUCAGCAGAAUCAGAGUCAGAAUCAGAAUCAGAACCAGCAAGUACAGCACCAGAACCAAGUAGUACUAACAAAUAGUACUAGUUGUGGACUAAGUGUGAACCAAGGGUUUAUGGAACAAGUAGUGUCAGCAGCAGAUGGAGAGGGAGCUUCUGGAGGGCAGUCUUCAUUAGCUGCAUUGCAUGAUGUUAUGUUGAUGAACUCAUUUCAAUCCACAACAAGUGGUGGUUUCGACUCGUCGAGUUUUGGAGACUUUCAUCAAGCAAUGCAAGCUCCAAAGUCACAGCAAAAUGGUAGUGGUGGUGGUGGUAGUGCUGGUGGAGGUGGUGGCCGCGGCGGCAGUGGUAGUGGCAAUGAAGGGUUAACAAGAGAUUUCUUGGGGUUGAGAACAUUUACUCAUAAAGAUUUUCUUAAUAUGGCAGGUUUUGGUCAUAUGAGCUCUUCUUCAGCUUCUUUUGAACAACAACAACAUGACCACCAACAGAAUCAAACACCUUGGUAAGGUCAGAUUAUGGGAUAAGUUACUUUCUCUUUUUUGUAUUUUUUGAAUUGUAAUGUUUAUAGGAAUUAGUGAACAAUAAUAUUUCUUUUUCUCAUGUAACAAACUUUGUUAUUCAUCACCAUGUUUGAGACAAAAGAAACUUUUUGUGUGUUUUUCUUC
Molecule: messenger RNA, 2142 nt
Organism: Beta vulgaris subsp. vulgaris (sugar beet)
Lineage: Eukaryota; Viridiplantae; Streptophyta; Magnoliopsida; Caryophyllales; Amaranthaceae
Product: protein indeterminate-domain 7
Exons: 4
Coding region: 292-1983 (563 amino acids)
Cellular component (GO): nucleus
Molecular function (GO): DNA-binding transcription factor activity
Source: RefSeq, a predicted model, not a curated record